UGGCAACAUAGUGUUUGUGUUUUGAAAUUGUAUCUGAUAUCAUCUAUUUUUUGUAUAUUUGUUUUCAAUUAAUUAACUGAAUUAAUUUCAAUUCUCCAACUUUUGUUGCGUGCAUUAUAAACUCAUGAACUUAUUAUGUUAGAUUAUUUGUGAUAAAAUGGUUUUUAAAUUAGUACGGACCGAUUCUGAAGACCCAUACAAGAUACAACUUGAUGUAGGGACGCAUUUGAUUGGAAGGGGUAAAUUUUUAAAUUGUGAUGACAAAAGAAUAUCAAGGAACCAUGGGGAGUUACAAGUUGAUGAAGACACAGUCAUUAUUAAAGCACUACACCAAAACCCUUGCUUCUACUUAAAAAAGGGCAUUGAAGAGACCCAAAUAUUAAGGCAGAAUUGUACCGUAAAUCUUUAUAAUGGGGAUAAAUUUGGAAUGUUACCAGAUUCAUGUUGGUAUGAAGUAUUAUACUGCACAAACUCUGAUGUCAGUAAACAUACACCUGAACAAGAAGUUGAUGAAUGUGAUAAGUAUACAGCAAAUACAGAGCUGGUGGAUGAUGGCAUAGACAAUAAUGAUGAUUCAAUAGAACCACGAGUAAGAAGUGAUGAGGGUGAUAUGCCAGACUCUCCAUCUCUCUUAGCAACAGUUCAGCAGUCUGUGUCAAAUCUUCAGACACAAGAGCAGUCAACAAGAGAUGAGAUAACACCAACAGAUGAUGAGGUAACACCGACAGAUGAUGAGGUAACAAACAAGAAAAAUAAUGGUACUGAUCAUCAUGCAAAUGAUGAAAAUCCUAUAAAAAGAUCACACAGUCCAACUCCAGGUGGUGAUGAUGAUUUAGCAAAAAAGGUGAAGAUUGAAGGAGACAUUAAACAAGAAGUGGAUGAUAUUAAACAAGAAACAGAUGAUGUACAGGCUGGACCUAGUAAUGAUCAAAUGGAUGCUUCUGGAUCUCACAAUAAAAAGACCCCAUCACCAUCGCCAGCAAAACCACUAAUUCCUCAGUUGCGGGAACGAUGCAUGUACGGAGCCAACUGUUACAGAAAAAAUCCUCAGCACAAAGCGCAGUUCAGCCACCCGGCGGACACGGAUUGGGGCGCGGGCGAGCGCGGCCAGUGUCCGUGGGGCCGCACGUGUCGCCGCCGCGACCCCCGCCACUGGCAGAUGCACGACCACCCGCCCGGCACGCAGCCGCCGCCGCCGCCCCACGCUCAACCAGCAGGUAGAAGGACUAAGAGAAUCAGACAUGAUAGUAAUGGUGACUCACCGGCGCAAGACCUCAUAUUACAAGGUAAAAGAGUGAGAAAGACGAUCGAUAGGCCCACAUGGAGCGAUUCUGAGUCGAACAGUGACCCAUUCCAAACAGAUGAUUCCGAUGACUGGCAACCGUCAUCGACUAAUGAUACAGAGAGUCAAUACUUCACACAAGAUAUGGACGAUUGAAUUAUGUUAUGUUGAUAUGUGAUUGUAAAAUAAUUGUUGUUUAUAAAUAUUCAAGUUUUAUGCAA
Molecule: messenger RNA, 1503 nt
Organism: Galleria mellonella (greater wax moth)
Lineage: Eukaryota; Metazoa; Arthropoda; Insecta; Lepidoptera; Pyralidae
Product: aprataxin and PNK-like factor
Exons: 7
Coding region: 158-1438 (426 amino acids)
Biological process (GO): double-strand break repair
Cellular component (GO): nucleus; site of double-strand break
Molecular function (GO): 3'-5' exonuclease activity; protein binding; DNA-(apurinic or apyrimidinic site) endonuclease activity
Source: RefSeq, a predicted model, not a curated record